UGGUGGUGGCAGCAUACUGUUCAAGGACAAGGAAACGUUUGUACCUUGGGGAAGCUUUUAAUCUAAGCUUGUAAGAAUAAGCUUCAAGGGUCUUUCAUGCGGGUCCCCACAUCUGUACCCUAGAGUUCAGAGUGGGGAAGGAACCCUGACAAGGGCACAAACCCAUAUUUUGUUUCCCUUGCAGGUCCGCUUUAGCCUUCCAGCUGAAUGAUCCUCAGAAGGGAGUUUAGCUCCUGAUCUGUCUUGAAGGCUGGCAUACUGAACAGUCUGGUGCUACUUAAAAGUGACUUGCAAAGAGUGUGGAAAUUGUUUCGUGGCUUUUUUGCUGCUUCAUGAUGUAUAAAUGAAACCUGACAGAUUAUUAUGAUUAUUUUUUAAUCUUAGCAAUGUCAGGCAUGUCAAGUUUUGCCUUCCCUGUUUUUCUUCUCGAGUCCUCCAAGAGGGCCUUCAGCCCUCCUGUGAAGGUGGAGGGAAAAUACUGUUAAAGAUUCAGCUCCCAACAGAUUGGCUAAUGUUUUGCAUUUGCUGUAACAAAAAGCAAAUGGAAAAAUAGAGCUUUAAAUGGUCUGACAAAAAUACCUUCCUCCCCCUAUAGCUUCGAUUUCAGCAUCUUGUGAUGUCACCUGCCACUAGCUCUCCAGACAGCCGUAGAGUCCUCCAGCAGAAACAGGGUAGAACAGACCAUAUGUUUCUAGUGUUAAAAACAAGCAGGAAAAACAGCUGCUUCUUUUUAGGGGGUAGCAGCUUUCUGCAUACACCUUAGAGGAACAACAAGGAAUGCACAGAUGUUUCUUACCCUUUACAUGUCUCUCUUUAUGGGCACAUUCUUCCAGUGGGAAAAGGGACUUGGUGUGCUCGGCAAGUACUUCCAAUGGCCUCAUUUGUUUAUACAGAAUUUAAACUUUCAUUUACAAACUAAUUCAGUUCUUAGCCCUUUUUUCUUCGUAGCAAAGAAAACAUUCUGGCCCUGACCUGUUGUGCAGCUGUCUUGCUGAGUCUGCAAAAUCACAACCUGAAACAAUAGCUUGGCAAGGUGUGAACUGCCUCUGUUCCUCUUAAGAUGAUGUUGAUUCAGAAGCCUAAUGAUGACAUUUUAAUUGCUAGCCUUAUUAUCUGUUUCACUUCUGGUUAUUUUAGCAAAGCUAUCUUGCUGCCCACCAUGUUUUUUCCAAACCGAUCCUUGGAGGGGGUUAUUUUCCAUGACACACUGGUGUGCCCAUCAGUGGGGUUCAGUUGUUGAAAGGGAGCUAUGUGGUCAAAACUUUUCAAAUGAAGUAUUUAGAAAAAAAACCAAAAACCGCGCACACACAACCAUAGCACUCCCUUGGGGCCAUCGUAAUCUUUGAAACUAAUGCUUUAAUCGCAUUGUCUAUUACAGGGGUGGCCAAACUUACUGGCCCUCCAAGCCACAUACGACAAUCUUCAGAAGUUCGAGAACUGGGACAAAUCUGCCGGGAGCUGGGGGUUGGAGCUUCAGCCCCGCUCCUGCUGAAGCCCUGAGCCCUGGCAAGUGCGUCCUGCAGGGCCGAAGCCCUGAGGUGACACCCCCUCCGUGCUGGGCAGAAGCCUCUACUGCACCACCCUGCUGCAAAGCAGAGGUCUUGAGCCCCCCCCCCUCCCCCCCCCAGUCUGACCAGCUGUAAGCGAUGUCCAGUGACCCUCCCCCACCCUACCCAGGGGGACCUUCUGCACCGCUAAUAGAAGAGAAGAAUGGCCCACCCACCAUGUCAGACAGAGUCUCCACUGCUGGAGUCCAGCCCUAUGGGAUGCCUGUGCCCCCUUCAGAUUUUGGGCCACCCCCUUAUGAGCCACCCCUGCAGCCGGGCUACAUCCCCCCUCCCGUUUCUGCAGAUGGCUCUGUGCCCUACAUGCCCCAUGGUUAUUAUCCACCCCCAGGACCUCACCCUCCCAUGGGCUAUUACCCGGCUGCGGGACAUUACCCCUCUCCUGGUGGCCACACAGCAACUGUCAUUGUACCAUCGGGGGCUGCAACCACGGUCACCGUGCUGCAAGGGGAAAUAUUCCAGGGCAGCCCCGUGCAGACGGUGUGUCCUCACUGCCAGCAGGCCAUCACCACCACGAUCACACAUGAGAUAGGGCUCAUGAACUUCCUCCUCGGCUUCUUCUGCUGCUUCGUCGGAUGUGAUCUGGGCUGCUGCUUCAUUCCAUGUCUAAUAGACGACUUCAAGGAUGUGACCCACACUUGUCCCAACUGCAAAGCCUACAUCUACACGUACAAGCGCAUGUGCUAACAGCACCCCUGGGAGCCACACCUGCUGGAAUGACGUCAGCCCCUCCUCCACGCCGAUCUACACGUGCCGAAUGCUCCUUUGCUUAGCCCUUCGUUGGUAGUGUGUGUUUAUUUCCCCUUCCAUUUCAAAGAGCUUCGAAUGCUGUAGUAGAGCGAUGGUACUCACACACUGACAAGGAAGCUGUAGGCCCACGCCGCAAACAGCUAGAGCUGGUGUAUAGAUGUGAGCUCUGACAGGUAGCUGGGCUAAGCUAUGAGAUUGAAUAGCUGCAACACUCACCUUGCCGUUCCAGCCGUCCCGUCUCGUCUCAUCCUUACAGCUGUUUGCAGAGGGCUUAGAACUAGGAUUGCAAAUGAGGCAUCAGACUGCACAGAAGACUUUUCCUUCCCGGAUUAUGUCUGCCCGUCAGAGCCACCUCUGUUGGUUUGUCCUACCUCACUUUCCUGCAUCCCCCUCAUCAGUCACUGUUGGUAGCCACUGUUAAAGGAGACAGUGACGUAAGGCAGACAUCCUUCAACAGGCAGCAUGCAGGGACGGCCAUUCCAAUGGGCUAUUGCCCAGUUAGUGGUAGACUGAGCCAUUGCAAUAGGGGGUCGCUUUCCUUCCAUUCCAUGAUGGCAGCUCGCUUAUUUCUCUAGAAGCUGUGAAUACGUCUGCUCCCACAGGACUGUGGGGUGCUGGGGUACUCCUGUGCUCACCAGCUCAGUCUCUUUUUAAAGCAGACGGAUCCUGUUGUUGUUUAGUUGAGUGUUGCAGUUCUCUACAAACCACAAAUUCAAAGCAAGCACAUCCGUCCAUCCCCAGGAAAUGCAGUGCUUCUGACUGUUUGCUUUCUUUGGACACCUACACUCACUCAGUUUCUCUGCUUUGUCUGUAGGCUAGCAGCAAGGGGGUGCAUGUUGCUGGACAAAGAUGGGCCGUCGUCCUUGGACUACGUGGUGUGAAAGGGAAGGUUUAUUUUAGGGCCAGUGUUUGUUUAGUUCUGUAUGUUGUGCUUUUACAUCUGGCUGUGCCAUGCAGCUGAGUAAAGCUAAUGUUUGUUUCCUGCCUUGGAGCCCAGCCAGCUCUGCCUUGCACUGAAGGAGAUGGGGAAGCAGCAGCUCUGUUUAGUUUGCAGGUGGCCAGGGCAUGUUUUCAGGGGUGCGGUUCUGUUUCUUUUGAAGUGCUUUGGGAUCUUGGAGCUUCAGGUGUCAGUCCCUAGGUCUGGCUCUUCCAUGGGUGUAAUGGCUCCUGUAGCCCCAGGGUGAUUACACACAGCAGCUCAGAGGCAUUGGGUUACGGAAGGCAUCUGCCACCAUUUGAGGCACAGAUGAAGAGACAGGCCUUUAUUUGCAGUGCGGGUGCAGGCAUUAACCCACCAAUUCUGUAUGGAAAUUGGCAGCUACUAGAAAUCCCCAUCCUCAGUUGUCUUGAGAAACUUUCCUUACAAAGCCAGGGAGGGGGAAUGGAGCAGUAGCUCCUGCUGUGAGUCUGCUGGAAUCAUGAAGCCACGUUUACCCUUUGGGUGCUGUAGACCCUACUAUAUGCCAAGGGAUGUGAAAGCUCAGCCUGUAGGAGGUAGUGAGGGUUGGUUCUCUCUGGAACUCAGCAUUAAGUAGCAGUUUUUUCCCUGCUCCCCCACCCACCCCACCCCCAAAUCUAGUGAACAAUGAGCAUGAGAAGAGAGCUAGAAGAAUGGGCCUUAUCUUGUUCCCAUUCAUUCAGUGGAAUUCAGGAGAUUCAGGCCCUCUGUGCUCCAGGCUCCCUCAUGGACUAGCUGGAGCUGUCUGUCUAGUGUGAAAUAAUAGAAACCAUGUGUGCAUCUGCCUUGACUUUCUAAUAAGCUUUCACCUGGGACUCAGUGGUGUAGCCAUUAGCCUUUGUCACCAGAGACCUGGGUUCACAUCAGUAGCCAAUCACAAGUGCAAUGGGCUUGGUGACCUCACUGAAUAUCUGACCCAAAUCCAUCAGCCAGUCGGGAGUCUCCAGUCAAGAGCACUCCCCUGUCAGAGUAAGAGGUGGGGAAGCCUGAGGAGUCCCCACACUCAUCACCCUCAGCUCUAGCCGAUGCAGUCAGCCUCUCUCCUGCCCCAUACUGAAAGACCUAUCGAACCCAUGUAGUGCAAUGAAAGGGAAGGUGGAUGACUCUAGCCAUUUCUGGCUAUGACAGUAUUACACUGCUCUCUUCCUAGGUGUGUAGGUUUGCAGCGUAUGCCUUGUUCUUAUUUUGUUCUGUUCAAUGUCUAUGUUUGGGGGAUAGAAAAACUGGUGAAUCUCCCUCAGUGCACUUUUUCACUGUGCUACCUAGGGCCCAAUGUUUCAUUACUCCCCACUUAUAUGGCAGUGCAUCCAAGUAGGUAGAUAAUUCAGUGCAGCACUGUAGGGGGGCUUGUUUUUAUUUUAAUGGCCACCAGGUUGUAACUAACUUACCAGAAAUGUGAAUCCUCUACCCUUCAAGCCCAAUCAGUUUUUGCAUGAAAAUGAAGAGUCACUGCCCAGAGGUCCAUCACUAAUGGGUAUGGUAUGAAUUAGUCUAUGCACAGGGUUCUGUUCUGGUUCCUUUUUUAUACUAGGAAGAAGAAAUGUAGAUUUUGGAGGGUUAAAACUAGCUGAUGUUAUUGGGAUGCUGAGCCCAAGGCUAUUCAGGGAGCCUUUGCUGAAUCUCCAUUUUUCAGUGGCUCUGUAUUUUAGUUUAUUCCAGCUGAUGUAAUCCUUUCUGGUUUGUGUCUCUUGAGUGCAUGCCAUCAAAACACAGUGAAGAUCUGCUCUUUGUCUGUCACCCCCCUCAUUAAACUAGGCCAGAUGGAUGCACGUGGGGGCUCUAGCCCUCCAGGUCAUGGAUGUGAAAUGGUUGAUUUUGUUCUUUAAGCUGAUUGGUUAGAGAGAAACAGCCCAAAGCAUGGCCCUGACUUUAAACUACUCCAAUGCAAGUAAACAUUUUAAACCAACUGGAAGUCUUAAAAUGAACUCCUUCGGCUUGUGGGUCAGGUGUCAGCUUUGUUUGAUGUCAGGAGUGAAUUAUUCUGUACUUAAAAAGCAAACUGUUGGCGCUUUUACAUAAUGUUUGUAUAUAAAUAAAAGACAGAGCCUGA
Molecule: messenger RNA, 5323 nt
Organism: Chelonia mydas (Green sea turtle)
Lineage: Eukaryota; Metazoa; Chordata; Testudines; Cheloniidae
Gene: CDIP1
Product: cell death inducing p53 target 1
Exons: 5
Coding region: 1647-2252 (201 amino acids)
Biological process (GO): tumor necrosis factor-mediated signaling pathway; intrinsic apoptotic signaling pathway in response to DNA damage by p53 class mediator
Molecular function (GO): zinc ion binding
Source: RefSeq, a predicted model, not a curated record